Messenger RNA from Rosa rugosa (rugosa rose), 966 nucleotides. RefSeq lists its product as uncharacterized. Gene Ontology annotation, biological process: spliceosomal snRNP assembly. The coding region runs from base 1 to 888 and encodes 295 amino acids. Gene Ontology annotation, cellular component: SMN complex. The transcript is spliced from 7 exons. Gene Ontology annotation, molecular function: RNA binding; protein binding. The record is from RefSeq and is a predicted model, not a curated record. Lineage: Eukaryota; Viridiplantae; Streptophyta; Magnoliopsida; Rosales; Rosaceae.
AUGACUUACCCCAUUCUUUGCUCCGGUCAUGACCGUUCUAUUAUGGAUCUGUCUUACAGCCCAGAUCCUUGUGGUGGUUUUCUUCUACUCAGUGCCAGUAUGGAUAGGCGGGCCAUUCUGAGAGAUGGAGAGAGUGGAGAUUGGAUUAGAACAUUUGCUGAACAAACUUCUUCAGUAUGGAAUUGCUCUUUGAAUAUUACUGCAACUGCUUCAACGGCUGCAACUGCCUCUCAUUGCAAUGCCAAAGUUUGGGAUCUGCAAACAGGAAAGUUGUUGCACAUAAUUCAAAGCCGGAAUCUAGUUCCAUCCUGUGCUUUCUCAAAGAAUGGGCACAGUUUGCUAACAGGAGGACUCGGCUACACUAUCCGUAUAUUUGAUUUGGAUCAUCCACAUGGAAAACCAGAAAUCUUCCGGGAGUCAAAUAAACCUCAGAGAGGAUCAGUUCUUACUGCUGCAUGGCUCCACAACGAUCAGGUCAUAUUGAGUACGUGUAGUGUUCUACAGGGUGUCAGAUUAUGGGAUCGAAGGAGUGGUAAGAUACUCCGUACACUUGAGACUGAGUCAAUCGUGAGAAGUUCAGAACUGAGUCAAGGUUAUAUCACCACUGCUGCUGGCUCUACGGUGACAUUUUGGGAUGAAACCAACUUUAGGUGCGUGAAUCGCUACAAAAUGCCAUGCAUGGUACAAUCGGCUUCUUUGUAUGGGAACAAGUUUAUUGCAGGGGGAAAUGAUGGGCUUGUUCGUUUGUUUGAUUUCCAUACUGGUGAAGAGAUUGAACAAUCUAAUAUGGGUGACUUCGGAACCGUUUUAUGUGUGCGUUUCUCGCCCGAUGGAAAAUCCUAUGCCUCGGGAUUUGAAGAUGGCACUGUUAUAAUCAAGAAGUUGUAGAUAAAAGUCGAAAGAGAAGAGGCUGUAUUGAUCAUACUGGACUUAGCUGUCCUCUAAUUAAUUACAUUAUCAUUGGCC